Messenger RNA from Penicillium daleae, 246 nucleotides. RefSeq lists its product as uncharacterized. The coding region runs from base 1 to 246 and encodes 81 amino acids. NCBI's taxonomy places the organism in Eukaryota, Fungi, Ascomycota, Eurotiomycetes, Eurotiales, Aspergillaceae. The record is from RefSeq and is a predicted model, not a curated record. The transcript has 2 exons.
AUGGCCCCCGAUCCUUGCAGGAAACAGGGUUGGGCAUGGGCCGGUGCAGAGCAAGCUAAAACAGUAUUGACUAGUAUGUAUGCAUUCCCCAGCGAUUGGCAGACACCCCUAUGCGGUGCUGGGAAUGAGUAUUCAAGCGGUGGUUUGAUGCGCCUCUUGGAGAAACCAAGCUCUGCUCGGGGAAAUGGAAAUUGUGGUGCUCGGUGGGCGGGUUCGCGGGGUAUCUACGGUGUUACCAACGCAUGA